Hylaeus volcanicus is the source of this 780-nucleotide messenger RNA. RefSeq lists its product as uncharacterized. The coding region runs from base 109 to 621 and encodes 170 amino acids. Lineage: Eukaryota; Metazoa; Arthropoda; Insecta; Hymenoptera; Colletidae. The record is from RefSeq and is a predicted model, not a curated record. The transcript has 7 exons.
UGAAAAUGUUUAUAUAAAAGUGCAAGGUCGUGAGUUCAAACAAAAAGAAUACACAAACAUUUAAUUUUCUUAAUAACCUUUGUACGAUCGAACACUUUUUUAAAGCAUAUGCAUUUCUUAUUUUAUCUCGCCGCUAUUAGCGUUUUAUCAUUAAAACUGGAAAUGUUUAAGUGUUUUAAACAUGUGGCAGUAAUCAAGCAACACAGCAAACUGCACGGUGCCGAUGUUAAUGAAACAGAAAAGGAAACUGCAAAGAUUCAUGAUGAAGUUUCUAAGGUUGAAGAAGACAAAGAUAAGGUGAAAUCGAAUGUUAUUGAAAAGGUUAUUAGUGUAAAAUCCAAAUUUCCAUUACCUAUAACACCUGGUGAAAAAACUGCUUUAAAGAAAGAAAUACUUGAGGAAGAAAAAAAUUUAUUAGAAAAUGCUGAAAACGAGGCUAACAAUGCAUCUGAAAUGUUAAUUCCAUUGGAAGCUUCAAUAAAAAACAAUCAAAUCACAGAUAAAGAAGCUACAUUAAAGCUUGGAGAGGCAGAAGCGGCCCUUCAAGAGGCGCGUGUAAUUGCAUCCGCCGGAGUUUCAAUGGACAAAAAAUUAACCACAGAUGAAAAUAAAAUGGAGUAAUAGCUCCUCAACUGAUUUGUUCGUUUCUUAACACUAGUUUUAUGAAAUUAUUUUGAGAUUUCGUUAAACGAUCGGUGUAUGGGUGUCGAUGAUGUGUUUUUAAUUGAAUAGAAUAUAUAAAAAUAUAAUUUUAAUAAAGCAAAUUUUAUUUUAAUACUA